AUGGUUGUUCGGAUUCGUUUGUCUCGCUUCGGCAAUAAGCACCAGCCUUUUUAUAACAUUAUUGUUGCGCAGGCACGGACAGCUCGUGACGCAAAGCCGCUGGAGGUUAUUGGCACCUUUAACCCCGUUCCGCAACGCCCUACCAACCUGUCCGACGAGGAAGCCCGCAGCGCCAGGGCAUUCAAGGAGAUUUCUCUGGACCGUUCGAGAGCAAAGUACUGGCUUGGUGUGGGUGCACAGCCUAGCGAUUCUGUGUGGAGGUUAUUGGGUUUGGCUGGACUCUCUCAACCCAAGAAGCAACAACCCCAGAACUAA
Molecule: messenger RNA, 315 nt
Organism: Aspergillus wentii DTO 134E9
Lineage: Eukaryota; Fungi; Ascomycota; Eurotiomycetes; Eurotiales; Aspergillaceae
Product: mitochondrial 37S ribosomal protein bS16m
Exons: 3
Coding region: 1-315 (104 amino acids)
Biological process (GO): mitochondrial translation
Cellular component (GO): ribosome; mitochondrial small ribosomal subunit
Molecular function (GO): structural constituent of ribosome
Source: RefSeq, a predicted model, not a curated record